Molecule: messenger RNA, 3802 nt
Organism: Octodon degus (degu)
Lineage: Eukaryota; Metazoa; Chordata; Mammalia; Rodentia; Octodontidae
Gene: Fam124a
Product: family with sequence similarity 124 member A
Exons: 4
Coding region: 37-1680 (547 amino acids)
Source: RefSeq, a predicted model, not a curated record
GGGCGGCCAAGAGGGAGCGCGGCCAGGACGCGCGCCAUGGACCCGAAGGCGGGCGGCGGCGAGGAGGAGGACUGCGUGGACUCGGGCGCCGAGACCGGAGGGUCCGACUACAGCCACCUGUCCUCUACCAGUAGUGAGCUUUCCCUAGAAGAGGCCCAGGACCCUUUCCUGGUAAGCAUCCACAUCAUCGCAGACCCAGGCCAAGCCCAGCCACUGCAGGAGGCCAUCGACAAGGUCUUGGCUUGGGUCCACCCCGACCUCCCGCUGUUCCGUGUGUCAGAGAGGCGAGCUGGCCGAAGACGGCGCAAGGCCCCCAGAGGAGCACAGCCAGCCCUGGCCGUGGUGCUGUUCCUGCAGGAGGAAUAUGGUGAGGAGCAGAUCCUCCAGCUGCACCGCACGCUGCAGCGCCCACCCUGGCGCCACCACCACACAGAGCGCGUGCACGGCCGGUUCCUGCCCUACCUGCCCUGCAGCCAGGACUUCUUCAUCCUGGCCCCCGGGACCCCACUGUGGGCCAUCCGGCCUGUACACUAUGGCAAGGAGAUCGUGCGCUUCACCAUCUACUGUCGCCAUGACAGCUAUGCAGACAGCCUGCAGUUCUACGAGCUAAUCCUGCGCCGGAGCCCCAGUCAGAGGAAAGCGGACUUCUGCAUCUUCCCCAUUUUCUCCAAUCUGGAUGUGGACAUCCAGUUUUCCCUGAAAAGACUACCCUGUGACCAGAGCCCAGUGCCCACCGACUCCUCCGUGCUGGAGUUCCGAGUAAAGGACAUUGGAGAGCUGGUGCCUCUCCUGCCCAACCCCUGCAGCCCUAUCAGUGAGGGGCGCUGGCAGACAGAGGACCAUGAUGGCAACAAGAUCCUUCUGCAGGCACAGAGGGUGCACAAGAGGUUUCCCAAUCCCAGCAGGACGCACCGCUCCUCUGAGGAGCAGUCUCACUCUGCCCUUUCACCGAGUGCCACCGCAUUAAGCCCCACACCGGGCAGCAGCCAGCCCACGCUGAGUGACAGCCUGUUCCUGGGCCCCAGCCAGCUGGACUUGCCUGCCGGACACCAGCAAGAGUGUGCCAGACAAGCCAGCAGCACCCCAAGUCCGCCCUGGUCUUUCCCCAGAAGCAAGUCCUUAUUUUGUUUGCCCACAGUGGGCCCCACCCCCGCCUCCUGCAGUGAACCACAGUGGUCUUCAAACACAGGUCGCACAGGCCAAACGGGAUCUGAACCUAGGCAUGGCCACCUCCUCUGCAUUGAUGACUUGGAAGGGGCCCAGGAGACCGAUGUGGACACAGGCUUGCGGCUGUCCUCCUCAGACCUGUCUGUGGUCUCUGCGUAUUCUGCACCCAGUCGGUUCUAUGGCACAGGAGAGAAGAACCACUACCCUGAAGGAUAUAUCAGCCUCUGGUCAUCACACAAGGGCCCCAGAGAAGGACCGCUGCCCACUGGCAGUGGGGUGACCACUGAGGCUCCCUGGGUUUCUCUACCUUUCUUAACCAAAGGAUCUUCCAGCUCUUUGGUGGCGGCUCUCACUGCUCCUGCUCCCCUGGCUCCUAGGGCCUCCUCCCUCACAGAGUCAUCCCCAGAAGUCCCUUGUGAUGCUCCCAAAGCCACACAGACUGGCCACGAUGUGCCACUACCCCCAGCAUCAGCUGAUCAUGGGGGCAAUGAUGUGGAGGAGUUCUACAUCUGAACACGUGCUGUAUGAACACAUUCACACCCAGAGGCUCAGGCCCUCUGGACACACCAGUGCACUUGGUCCUCGAUGCCAGGGCUGUCUGGAGCCUCAUUGCCUAUUUCAGGGGGACCAUGUGCACAUCUGCUGAGCUGCCACUCUUCACUGAGAGAUGGUGUGUUUCUAGGGACUCAGUGAAAAUGCUGACAGUUUUAUGCAAAGAAAUUCUCAACAAAUUUAAGUCAGAAAAUAUAUUUUUGAAUACUCAUCCUGAGACAUGGUUUAGUGUCCUAUAAUUAUUUGAAAUAAAAAGAAAACCUAGUCAGCCAGAGCUGACUUGGCAAUUUUUCAUACUGUGAAAGAAAAGUAAUUAAAGCCAAAAUGUGGGAAAGAUACUCAAUAACUUGUUUGAAGGAGUAUCGCACAAUGACGGCAUUUCUCCCCCCAGGGUUCUCUAGGGACUCAUAUUUACACUCCUAGGGAACAGUGGCUCCAGGAAUUUUCAAGUCAUCCUUAUAGUGGACAAGCCAGGUGCUAAGAAAGCUGUCAGAAUACAUUGGCCUGCGGAGCACCUUACUUUGAAUCCAUCAAUAUCUGAAAAUCUAGAUUUCUGCAAAAGUGAAUUUAUGCAAAAUCUUUGUAAAGAUUUAGCAUGAGUAACAUAUUCCUGGUGCAUGUAAAAUAGGAUGAGUUCCAAAACUUAAAUUCGUAUACAUCUUUCAACAAUAUAUUCCUAUAGUCAAUGAAGAGCUACAGAGGACAACUCCACCCUCUGGACUGACUCGGGUCACUGAGGAGGAUUCAUUCUUUGGAGUUACAGAAGACAAUAUUAGGCAUCGGGGAUAGACAAGCCUAAGAGUCUGUAUCUUUGGAAAGCACAAUCGAAGGGCUACAUAUAUCUCUGUAAAUAAAUGAUAAGGACCACAUUUUAGACUGCUUUUUCCAGUGAAUGUGCACAGCCACACGUCCUGUGGUUUUCACUUUGAAAUGACUUGGAACAUUUUAGCUAGCAUUUUAAUUGCACAAAUGAACAAAUGUCUCCUUUCCCAAAAAUGGGAAACCACACAAAAUGCUCUCCUGAAUGAACACUGGGGCACUGCUCACCUGCCCUGAGCACACAGGAGCCUUAAGUAAAGCUGGAGCUUCCGCCUUGCCUUGCCCCUCCCUGUCAUUUGUCGGCUUCGGUCACACGUGAGUGGCAUUGAAAUCCCCCAGUAGUAUGUUUACAGCUCCAUCAUUAGCCAUGUCAGAUGCUGGCAUCAGGGCCGAUGCCACGCGGUCCCUGGAUGCUGUUUUUCCACGGGGAAGAACAUGGAUCUGCACUGUUCUUUUCCCAGCAAGGUGCUCCCUGUCUAAAUUACUCAUGGCCCGGUUUUCAUCUCUCAGGAAGGGCCCACACCAGCUCAGACACAGCCCCAGAGUCCUUCCCCCCACCCCCCGGGCCUCCCAGCAGCCUCAGGUCUGCUGUCCUUGUAAUGAGAGCCUUAGAUCCUCCAUCCCACAUCCUGGACUUCCCAAGACUUAGAAUUACAAUAUUCUUCUCCAGUGAAAAUAUGGUCUUUUCACAUUCUGGUCUUGGAGUAGAAGUCUUUUCCUGGAAAGGGCUAUAUAACAUCUUAAAUGUUGUCAUGUUUUAAACUUUGUCAGUCUCUAUUGCAACUGCUGCCAAUGUAGCACAAACAAUAAAAUGCAAAGAAAUGAGUAUGACUGAGUUGCAAUAAAACUUUAUUCACAAAAACAGGUGGAUAAGGAGAGAUUUGACCCAAGGAAGGUAUCAGGUCAGUAGUGAGCUAGACCAUUAUCUGAGAGUGAUGAGUCCAGCUGGGGUCAACUACAAAAAUCUGAGUCUUCACCCACUUCUGCUUGUGUGUAACACCAAGAAGAUGGGCCACUCUGGUGGAGCCAGUGAGAAUAGAGCCCCAUGGCUCAGGACAGCACAGGUUGUCUUUCUGAAGAGCUGAUUCUUAGAAAGUCAAGAGCACCCCACCUCCUGCCUGGAAAUGUAAUUCAGAGUCAAUAGCCAAUGCUGAAAAGCAGCAUGCUCACAUUAGAAGAGAAACAGAUAGCUCAGCGAUGAUGACAUAGCCUCCAGCGAAUGGAGAAGUUAGCACAGAAGUAACAAAUAUUAAAGAGGCAUUAG